AUGCCCCAAAAUGAAGACGAUCAAUCCAACUCAAUUCAUUCCACUGCUACUGAAAUUUCAAAUACAAGAGAUAUUGGCAACUAUGUAGGUUUUAAAUUUAAUAAAAUAAAAGACGACGAACUUUAUGAUAUUCUACGUGAUCCGUGGAUUCCACAUGAACAUUUUAUUUUUCCUCUAAUUUCUCAAGGAGAUAAAAAUCGUUCCUUUAAACUUCACUGGAUAAAUGAGUAUCCCUGGUUGUCUUAUAGCCAAAAACUCGGAGGAGCUUUUUGUAGAAUAUGUGUUUUAUUUGGAAGCGAUGAGGGAGGUCGUAGUCGUGUAAAACUAGGAAAAUUAGUUACAAUACCAUUAUCUCUUUACAAAAAAGCAAAAGAAAAUUUUAAGGCCCAUCAAAAUAAUGACUACCAUAAGAAUUGUGUUUUUAAAUCUGAUAAUUUCAUAAGUGUUAUGAAUGGAAAAAUACAAAAUAUAGAAACAACAUUAGACACUGCUAUGACACGUAAAGUUGAACAAAAUAGGCAAAAAUUAAUCCCUAUUAUUGAAACCAUACUAUUUUGUGGCCUACAAAAUAUAUCCUUACGCGGUCAUAGAGAUGAUGGUUCUAUAAAUUCUGUUGAUGACGAUAUCAAAUAUCAAAAAGGAAAUUUUAAGGCUUUAUUAGAAUUUCGUAUUAAUGCUGGAGAUCAAAUUCUAAAAGAGCAUUUCAAAUCUGCAACAAAAAAUACUACCUAUAUUACUGAUGAGACGACUGACGUAAGUAUUUCUGAACAAUUUUCAUUUUGUGUUCGGUAUUUUGAUUCGGCCACAUGCUCAAUACGGGAACAUUUUCUUGGAUUCACAAAGGUUGAACAUGUAACUGGUGAAUAUUUAGCUGACACCAUUAUACAAAUAUUAAAAGAAAAAAAUUUAGAUCUUGCUCUGCUUCGAGUACAAGGAUAUGAUGGUGCCGCGAAUAUGAGUGGUGCGUUUAAAGGAGUACAAUCUCGAAUUGCAAGUUUACAGCCUCUUGCAUUUUAUACUCACUGUGCCAACCACAGAUUAAAUUUAGUGCUCAGUAAAGCAAGCACUGUACCUUCAAUUCGCAACACAGUCGGAAUAAUAACAAAUAUUUAUAACUUCUUAAGGGAAUCUGCUUUAAGAACUCAACUUUUGAGUGAAAAAAUUACAGAACUUUUUCCACAUCAAAAAGCAGUAAAAGCUAAAAAGUUGUGUGAAACACGUUGGGUCGAAAGACAUGAUGGAAUUUUACAUUUUUUGGAAAUAUUACCAGCUAUAAUAGUUACAUUAGACGAAUUAAGCCUUAGCAACCAUACAGGAAGCAAUGCACAAUCUCUACCUGCAGCUAUUUACGAUAAAAUAUUGAAUGCGGCCAAGACAUAUGAAGCAGAUUUACCUCAUAGUAUUGAAGCACUACGCGGUGAGUUAAAUUUAUGGAAACAAUUUUGGAAAAAUAAACCAGAAAAGGCUGAUUCUUCAAUGGAAGCUUUUAAAUAUGCAUCUAUGUUUCCUAACAUUAAAUGUCUUUUAACAAUUCUUAGUGUGAUACCUAUAACAACAGCAAGUGCUGAAAGGUCAUUUAGUUCUUUAAAAAGAAUUAAAACUUACCUACGAUCGACAAUGAGCCAGGAAAGACUUAACGGCUUAGCAAUGUUGCAUAUAAAUAAAGAUAUUCAAGUAAAACCAGGAGAAGUACUAGAUGUGUUUGCUAAAAAACAUAAACGAAAACUUCAAUUCGACCUAUGA
Messenger RNA from Metopolophium dirhodum (rose-grain aphid), 1743 nucleotides. Its product is annotated as zinc finger MYM-type protein 1-like. Gene Ontology annotation, molecular function: protein dimerization activity. The record is from RefSeq and is a predicted model, not a curated record. Lineage: Eukaryota; Metazoa; Arthropoda; Insecta; Hemiptera; Aphididae. Bases 1 to 1743 code for a protein of 580 amino acids. The transcript has 3 exons.